Molecule: messenger RNA, 3195 nt
Organism: Botrytis fragariae
Lineage: Eukaryota; Fungi; Ascomycota; Leotiomycetes; Helotiales; Sclerotiniaceae
Product: putative nrps-like enzyme protein
Exons: 4
Coding region: 1-3195 (1064 amino acids)
Source: RefSeq, a predicted model, not a curated record
AUGACUUCAUAUGCGGUCAAUGAAUCUGGAGCACCUUUGCCCCAAGCAAAAACUCUUCUCGUACAUAUUGUUGACCACAUGGCUAAAACAAAGCCGCAGGCUUUAUACGCCGAGUUCCCCAUUUCUUCAGUGACUUAUGACGAAGGUUUUCGUAAAGUCACUUAUAAGGACUUUGCCAAUGCUAUCAACGGGAUUGCAUGGUGCUUGCAUGAUAAUCUUGGGGUGGGAAGAGAACUCGAAACUCUAGCGUACAUUGGUCCCAACAACUUCAUCUACCCAUCGCUCAUCUUAGGAGCUACUAAAGCCGGCUACAAGGUACUCCUUUUAUCACCACGAAAUAGCGUCGCCGCUCAACUUGAACUCAUAAGGACUACGAAAUGUAGAACUUUCAUUACUGCUGGCCGAUCAUUGCCAUCCGUGGCGGCCAUUCUAGCCACUGCCGGCUCAGCACUGCAAACUUUAGAGAUUCCGACGAUUGAAAAUCUUUUGACCACUCCCUCAAAACAUUACCCAUAUGAUAAGAGCUUCGAUGAUGUAUGCGAUGAGCCCUUGGUCGUCAUGCAUACUUCGGGGUCGACUGGAUUUCCUAAACCCAUCAGUUGGACGCAUGGUUUCUGUGCAGCCUAUGCAACGUCAUUAUCGUUGAGCCCUCCUUUAGGGUUUGAAAGUGUAGAUGCAAAGUAUGAGGGAAAUCGAAUAUUCGUCAUGUUUCCUCCUUUUCAUGCCGCAUAUAUUGCGCAUGUACUCGUUAAUGGAAUAUCAUUCCAAAGUUCCGUAAUCCUCCCAUUGCAGGCUGCAAUACCUUCAGCACAGUCCCUGUCCGGCGCGCUGAAGAACAACAAGAUUGAUGCGGCUUUUGUUGCACCCUCAAUUUUGGAGGAAAUGAGCAAAUCACCAGAGAUUUUAGAUCACAUUUCUGCCAAUCUUGACACUGUAGUCCUUCCUUUGGUUCGUUUGGUCGAGGACAUUACAAGCGAAGACUGGAAAUAUCUUCACAUACAUCCCGAAGCGGGUGUAGAAUUUCGUCCCUACAAAGACGCAGUAUACGAACUUUUCAUCGUUCGCGAAAGAAACUUGGAGAACCAUCAGCCCAUCUUCAAGACAUUCCCUGAUCUCCAAGAAUAUCAGACUCGUGAUUUGUUUGUUGCUCACCCCUCAAAACCGAACCGCUGGAGUCAUUAUGGAAGAUCUGAUGAUAUUAUUGUCCUCGUAAACGGAGAAAAAACAUAUCCUGUUCCUACCGAGCAACAUAUUUUAUCUAGUCACCGUGAGAUAAGUGGGGUGAUAGUAGCCGGCUCACAACGCUUUCAAACCGCGCUUUUAUUAGAAGUCACGAGUAAAGAGGAAUUAACGCCUGCGCGUAAACUUAGUCUAGUAGAGACUAUCUGGCCUUCGAUCGAAGAAGCAAACGAAGUAUGCCCAGCGCAUGCACGAGUAGCCAGAUCUCACAUUCUUUUCGUUCCCUCGGAACGUCCUAUGAUUAGAACGCCCAAAGGGACCAUUAUGAGAGCAGCUAGUCUGGCGCAGUACGAAGGAGAGCUUGGUGCACUCUAUGAAACUGCUGACCAAGCUUCAAUCGAGUCCAGCACAACUUCGAUUCCAUUGGUGGAUCCUCAUAACUUCGGGAGUUUGAUCUCGUAUCUGAAACAUACUAGCUCGACGCUUACAGGCUUGACAUUUGACGACGAAGACAAUUUUUUCAUAAAUGGUAUGGAUUCCUUGCAAGCUUUACUGUUCAUACGAAAUUUGAAGCGGGUUCUCAAUCUUCCACAAUUGGUCGUCAAUGACAUCUAUUCAAACUCAUCGCUCACUUCACUUGCCCGAGUUUUGCAACGUGCCUUAAAACAUGAACAGAAUGUGAGCCCGUCGUUACUCGCUGAGGAGACACGUGUGAAGAGUAUUGAAGGUUUACUUGCGGAGUAUUUCAGCUUAAUCGAUUGUAUCUCCCCUCUAAAAUACAGUCCGGUUUCAUUGCCGGUAAUCAAGCGUGGAAGCAUCCUUCUCACAGGCUCAACAGGGGGGCUAGGUUGUUAUAUCUUGCAAAAUCUCUUGACUACAGAUAAUACUGAGCAUGUUUACUGCCUCAAUCGAUCCGCUGAUAGUAGAUCUUUGCAGACUGAAAGGAACAAGAGUCGAGACUUGAUUACACGAUUUCCUGAAGACCGCGUCACAUUUCUUUCUGCUGAUCUUUCAAAGCCUAAACUAGGGCUCGAGGAUGAAGUCUACAAUGCUCUUCUGAAAAGUGUUACGCGAAUCAUCCACAAUUCUUGGCCAGUCAAUUUUCAUAUGAACCUAUCAUCAUAUCAUCCACAUCUUCUGGGAGUUGUCAACUUGGCUAAGUUUGCUAGCGAAGCUUCGAUGUUGCCCACGUUUUUGUACGUUUCAUCAGUCAGUGCAGUAUCUAAUUUUGCCUCUGUCAGUGGCUCAAUCAGCAAAAUCCCAGAAAAAGUUAUCUAUGAAGUUGCAGCGUCGGAGUCUAUGGGAUAUGGUGAAAGCAAAUACCUUUCGGAACGAAUCCUCGACUAUGCUAGCAAAAGGAUUCAACUCCAAGUUAAUAUUGCACGUGUUGGUCAGAUAUGUGGUCCUAUCAAGGGGCCAUCUUUGUGGAGCAGAAACGAAUGGUUUCCCAGCUUGAUGAUAUCUUCUUCUUUUAUUGGUGCGAUACCAUAUUCUUUGGGGUCGAAUUUGGAUAGGAUCGAUUGGAUACCUGUCGAUGCUCUAUCUGAAAUACUUCUCGAGCUUUGUGAAAUACCACAGCAUGGCAGAGACAUUGACGGUGCAACAGUGUUUAAUGUACUCAACCCAUACCAGGCAAAGUGGGAAGACAUUCUACCAACAGCUAUCGAAGCGCUCUCUUCGUGCAAUCCUUCUGGGGGAAAACCUGAGAAGUUAAGCCUCGAGAGCUGGGUUCGAAAGGUUGAAGAUACAGUGAAUCACCAAUCUUAUCACAGUACGGUAGAGAGCAAUGGAAAGGAAACAGGGUUUAAUCUCCUUGUGGAGUCGAAUCCAGCAAUCAAAUUAAUUCAUUUUUACAGAGCGGAAGAAGAAAGAGGGAAGGGUACAGAGUGGGAGACUGGGGAAGCGCAGGUGCAAAGCGAAACGCUCCGGAAGUUAGGGAAAAUAGAGAACAUUUGGAUGGAAAAAUGGAUCAAGGUGUGGAUCAACAAUGAUUCUGCGAAUGCGAACAAGAAUUGA